This is a messenger RNA of Boeremia exigua, 1580 nucleotides long. RefSeq lists its product as uncharacterized. The transcript has 2 exons. Lineage: Eukaryota; Fungi; Ascomycota; Dothideomycetes; Pleosporales; Didymellaceae. The record is from RefSeq and is a predicted model, not a curated record. The coding region runs from base 305 to 1261 and encodes 318 amino acids.
ACAUUGUUGACUGCGAGAAUGUGGCAUCGAAACGAUAUCCAUCGUCCAAUUGACUACACGUCAGCUUUAGUCCCAGACGCCGUCGGGUUGAUGCCUUACUAACCCUGGCUCGCCUCAGUUGCAGCCUAAGCUAACAACCGAUUCGGAAAGCAGCUGAUCGUCAACAUACACGCAAUCACCUAUUAAAGUCGCAUGAGAGCGCGUCUCUUUCGUGUUUUUCCAAAAUCAAACGUGUCUCACUCUCAUUAAUUGCUCGCUGAUCAAUAACUCCCACGAAUUCUCAAUUGCGGUUAAUCAACUUACAAUGUCUCAAAUUGUGACAUCACAGACAACCUUUGCGUCUGGCCGUUACUCGAAGCGUAAGCGGACACAGGUCAACUACCGUAUGGAAGAGAUGGAUGUUGAUGAGAUGGAUGGGGAGUUUGAGGAAGAUGUGAAACCGAAGAAGCAACGCAAGACUGCAUCCAGCAGACCCUUACCGAAGCGCAACAUCUUUCCUUUUCUUCAACUGCCUGCAGAGAUCCGCAACAUGAUCUACACAUACGCGCUCACUGAUCCAUCGGGUAUCAAAUUCGUUGCCGUUCAACGGAACAGGCGCCGUUGCGUCGAGAGAGUCUCGGACAAGACCUUCAACCAAGUAUCGAACUACAGGUCUCCCUACCAGUCGAACAAAAUCAAUAGCGAUGCGAAUGAGCGAGCCGCAUCCCUUGUUCCUUCACUCCUCGCAACAAACAAGCAGAUCUAUCAAGAAGGUUGUGAUAUCCUAUACGGCAACGAACUUGUCUUCGCUGACACUGUCGCUCUGUAUGCAUUUAUGAUUAACCUGGGUCCUGGCAGUGCUUCUCACCUCAGGAAGAUGCGACUCACGGGCUGGGGCCGGGGACGUACAUCGAAGGCGUAUAACAAUGCCUGCUUCGCAGUUCUUAUCUGGGCUACCAAUCUUGAGAAGCUCUACAUCGACAGUACUUUCAGUUAUUACAGGCUACCAAAGCUUUGUGCUCAGCAGAUCUAUCGCGAUGCGUUUCCCUGGCUGGAAGCUGUCGGCCGCGCCAAAAAGAAGGCCGAUGCGGCUCUUGAAGUUCUCGAGGUGGCUGCUGGGAGCCUGCGAGGGGGCUAUUACGGUUCUCAGAACGUUACCGACGCAGAGAGACGCAAGACAUUCAACGACGAAUUGAGAAGGAACCUAUACUGGCAUCAGAAGUGCGUUAUGCCCAAAACGAAAAGAAAGACGAAGGCUUCUAAGGUCAGUGGCAAGCCCUGAGGAUCAACAACUUCGACUCAGUUGUUCGUAGGGUAAUGGUGGAUGGACUUCGCUCCACAUCUAUCAAUCACCAAUGUCAUCUACAUCGCACAGCUGUAUUAGACAGGUUUCGAUAUGGAGUUCACCAAUUUCGGCGUUAAGGUCAUGGCUGGGCAGCUCGUAGCGUUUAUGAAUCAUGAUCGUAGUGUUUUCAACCACCGUAGCUAUGUGGAUAGAUUUAUUCAGAAUCUUAAUUUUACGAAUUUACUUUGCCAGUUUAGAGACCUCCAAGCUCAGACGAGGGAAUUGCCAAGCAUAUGUCGACGAUCUCGAAUCAAGG